Messenger RNA from Medicago truncatula (barrel medic), 937 nucleotides. Its product is annotated as DNA polymerase epsilon subunit C. The record is from RefSeq and is a predicted model, not a curated record. Gene Ontology annotation, cellular component: nucleus. Gene Ontology annotation, molecular function: protein heterodimerization activity; transcription cis-regulatory region binding. The transcript has a single exon. Gene Ontology annotation, biological process: regulation of DNA-templated transcription. Lineage: Eukaryota; Viridiplantae; Streptophyta; Magnoliopsida; Fabales; Fabaceae. The coding region runs from base 232 to 753 and encodes 173 amino acids.
GCAUGAGUGAAAAAUUCAACUCUGCAUUAAGUGUCAUAAACGCAUGGGGAAAUGAGUAUUUGAAUUCCUUGAUUGUAAUGUGUGCAAGUCAGAUUAAAGAUUAGAUCAAGGGCUGAUAAUACAUCUGCACCAAAGGUUAAAGAUCCAACAUUUAUCAUAGUUUGACGCCUAAAUAAUUAGGUUUAGGGUAUGGUUAGGUCAUUGCAAUGUUAAUUAGGAUUAGAAAUAAGUAUGAUAUUAUAUGAUAAGAGAAAUGAAUUGGGAAUUGUAAUUGCUACGGUUAUGGGUGAAGAAGAAGAGAAAACGCUGUCGUUUGAACCAGAGUUUCCGAAGAGUAGAGUGAAGAAGAUAAUCACUCUGGACAAAGACGUGAAGAGGGUGAGUUCAGAAGCUUUGUUCUUGGUGUCACGGUCUACGGAGCUUUUUUUACAGUUACUUGCUGAAAAGUCUGCGGAAGUUGCUAUUGAGAAGAAGCGCAAGACGGUGAAGCUUGAACAUAUGAGAAUCGCGGUGAAGAGAAACCGUCCAAUAAGUGAUUUUCUACUCGAUUCGCUUCCGGUGCCGUCUGAAACUGUGAAAUCUGAUAAACCAGCGGCGGUUGUGGAUCGGCCUAAAUCCGUUUCGGUUGGUACUCGCCGCAUCGAUCAGAUCUUCCGAAAGUCUGGAGGCGACGUUGAAGCUCAAGCGCAAGCGCAAGCACCAGCGCCGGAACCUGAACCUGAACCAGAACCAGAACCCAUGGAGGAGGCAUAGGUUGUUUUCAUUUGUUCUCUCUGUAAAUGAGAUUUGCUGAUUACGUUAAUGACGUAUUGGCGUAACUAUGCGAUUCUAAUUUGUAAGCAACUCGUUAAUCAUAUGUUAUCUUUGUUUUUACAUAGAAAUUGAGGUAUUCAAUUAUGAUCUACAAUGGAAGAGUAGCUUGUGUGUUUCUUUAUGA